AUGCCCGGUCCGCAAACAGUAGAAGAAAUGGCAAGCUGGUUAUUGGACGAUUCCACCCCCGAAUGCCUAGACGAUGGCAAUGAAGAUUCCUCACCCAAGAAGCGCCGAGCUAAUACACGCAAUAUCUCGAGUGUUCGCGAGGAUGGGCCAGCGAUCUCACCCCUGAAUCUACCUUCACCGUUCGAAACGCCGCCUAACCGACCUUUGAAAUACCCCCAGCAGUCGCGAGUGGCUAGAAUACCAUCCAAGAGCCCAGGAAAGGUACCCAGGCGGGCUGCCACUACUCGAGUCCGGAAGGAUCGAUCCCAAAGACGUGCAAGCACAAACCUGAAGCGGCAACUGUCACUUGAUCCAUUGAAGUUCCAUCCGACAAACAAUUUCAAGAUCCCAACAUCUGUACCGCUAGCUGCUGCGGAUAGAAAUAUCAGAAGCCGUGCUACAGAAGGAUCGAACAUCACGCCUACAGGAGAAGACUGUGCCAGUGGCGAAGCUAUCAGUGGAAAGCUCAUUGCCAUGCUAGCCGCGACUGAUGCCCUGAAGCCAACCCCACAACGGACCAACUCGUCAAGCUCAAGGCUUACCCGUAUGGUGCCAUCCAAAGUACUUGCCAAAGUUUCGAAUGCUUGGGAUCGAUUUCACCCGAAGACUUCGUCUCAAGAAAAAGGGCCGCUAUACAAGCUCGUCGUCGACGAUGGAGAAGGCACAGGACUGAAUAAACAUAAAGCUUAUCCUGCCCCUGAAUCGCCUGAUAAUAUGUCCCCAAUUAGUAACAUCGAAAUUCGCCUGAAUGAAGGAGAUAACCUCAACAAACGCAAAGUUCAGCGAAUUGUAGGGGGUCGGGUGAACAGAAAACCCUUGGCUGAUGAUGGAAAGUCUCUCAGAAUUGGCAAACCUCCUGAGGAUCCGUUCUCUGAACAGGAUGGUUGGCACACCCCGACAAGUUUCGAGCACCGGUUGAAAGCAGGUCCAGACGAGGAGGAAACACAACGUCUCGCCCUUCCCCACAGCCCGUUCGACUCUGAGAAGGAAUUCGACAGCAACGUUGAAGAUAGGUUCUUGAACAGUACACCAGUUGGAUCUUCAACGCCUCGCAUCAUCGUCGAGCGGACUUCUGCAUCGAGUGACGAGUACAGCUCUACGACUGAUAGCAUAAGUCCUUCCCAGAGGCGGCUUGCUGUAAAGUUGAACCAAACUCCGUUGCAGUUUGACAGAGGAAAUUUAUCCCCAAACGACCUUGACAGACCCCCUAUCAUUGACCCAAGCGAAGCGGCUUUGAUCGACUCUGUUAGUCAAGCUCGGCGGGCUUGGGAACGAUCAACCAGGGGUUUCGCUUCUUCCGGUAUUAAGAGGACCAAGAAGCAUCCAUCACCUAGCAAGGAGGUCCUGGAAGACUUAGAAAGGGAAUUACGACAAUACGCUCAUGAACAAGCCUCGGGAACUGGUAGGCACGAGCUUAACGAGUUAAAUGUAGGCUAUCUUGACGAGAGCCCUUUAAGGCCGCAAGAGAGGAAGAGGUUGAGCUUGACUCACCUUACGAUUACCAAUCUAGACGAGCUAGUGCAUCCAGUUUACGAUAGAGCGCGCCACCGGCGAGGUUCUUCAGCGUCGAUGCUCAAGUUUACAUCUCAGGGGAAAGCCAAGCUACACAAGGACAUACGUCUGGCAACAGCAUACCGUCCAGCAGGAUCUUCUCCACAUGACGUGGACGAGUUGCAGUGUUAG
Fusarium coffeatum is the source of this 1722-nucleotide messenger RNA. RefSeq lists its product as uncharacterized. Bases 1 to 1722 code for a protein of 573 amino acids. The transcript has a single exon. The record is from RefSeq and is a predicted model, not a curated record. Lineage: Eukaryota; Fungi; Ascomycota; Sordariomycetes; Hypocreales; Nectriaceae.